This is a messenger RNA of Gigantopelta aegis, 1368 nucleotides long. RefSeq names its product F-box/LRR-repeat protein 15-like. NCBI's taxonomy places the organism in Eukaryota, Metazoa, Mollusca, Gastropoda, Neomphalida, Peltospiridae. Gene Ontology annotation, molecular function: protein binding. The transcript is spliced from 5 exons. Bases 228 to 1121 code for a protein of 297 amino acids. The record is from RefSeq and is a predicted model, not a curated record.
ACUCUCCGUAUAUAAUGGAACGGACCAUUUUUUAUAAAUGUUCAAGAUAAACUAUCCGAUUUUGGUCUUGUCUAUUAUUAAUUUAAUUUAAUUUUUUUUUAUAUACCAGAUCGAAGUCAGACUAUUCUAAUUCAUGAUGCAUUGAGUCCGAUAUUUGUAUACAAAUUAUUUGACAGGAGAUAAAGAAUCAGGCAGAAAAAUGGAUUUGAACUGAAGAAUAUGAACUGAUGCAUGGUCACAUGGAAAGCUCAAACUGUUCAACAUGUCCAGAAAGGGUGACGUACCUGUCCCUCCCGUGGGAACAUGUAAUCUACCGGUACGUGAUGCCGUGUCUGUCCCUGAAGGAGAUCUUCCAACAGAGGCUGGUGUGCAGGCAGUUCAAGGAGCUGGUUGACCGCUACUUCCAGCUGACGUUCCUCGUUGACAUCAGUCGCGUGCCUGGCCGCAUGACGGCACUGGCCUUCUCCAUCAUGGUGGACAACAACCGGUGUCUGCGCUAUCUGACGCUGCACAAUGCCAAGGACUGGCUGUGUGACCAGCUGCUGCUGCCCGUGUUUGAGAACAAUCCUCAUCUUCAGAAGCUCGAUCUCACCAACUGUUCCAGUCUCACGGAGACCAGCCUCAAUGCCGUGGCUGUUCAGUGUCCACGGUUACGCAUUCUGGUCCUAAGGAACUGUCACUGGGUCAGUCCGACAGGCAUUUCCAUGGUGACGGUGUGUCUGCCGGAUUUAGAGCAUCUUGAUUUGACAGGUUGCUGGGAUCUACAGGAUAAAGCAAUUAUUUCUCUAGUUAUGCAGUGCAACAAACUGAGAUAUCUGUCUCUCUCUAAGAUCUACAGCCUCACUGACAAUGCUAUCAACGUGGUGGCUCACUGCUGCGUCGGUCUACAGCAUCUCAACAUCCAGGGCUGUUGGCGCAUCACCAACGAUUCCAUCAGAUUACUUGGUGCGUACUGUCAGUGUCUCGAAGCUCUACAAGUGAAGGACUGUCGCGAUAUUAAUGAAAUUAGUUUAGCACAUCUCCGAGCUCGCGGAGUCAAGAUCGACUGUAGACCGCCACCCGGAACUCAGUAUCUGAUGUACUUGUCUGAAAAUCUACAUCAACGUCAUCUACAGAUAUAAUAUAUUGACAUUUUUAACAAUGGUACCAUUAGUUUAUUAGAACUGUGAGUAAAACUUAAAUAUUGUUACUGCUGGCAAUGAUAGCUAGUCUUGGUGUAAAUUAUAAUAUUGUUAUGGGCUUUCACAUGUAAUGUCAAAAGUAAGUUAUGUUUGUGUACAUUUGAGAGUGAUGAAUAUAAUAUAGGUGGAAUGUGCAUAUUAUAUUACAUAUGAUGUAAUAAAUGGUGUAUAUACACAGGCAAGUGUG